AUGGGCCACCGUAUUAAAUUGGUGUCUCAUGGUGAAUAAUCCUCUUAGAAGGAAAUGGGGGAGAAAUCAAACCAAGCCAGCGAUUCGAGGAGUUACUCCGAUGCAUCGAACAAAGAUACACCCCAUGGAGGACGUAGAGGUAUCUCCGUUGCCGAGAGUUUCGCUAUCGGUGGUGUCGCCUCCGUCAUCUCUGUGUCAGCCACCGCUCCACUGGACAGAAUUCGAAUCCUGCUGCAGUGUAACCAUGAAAUAAAUAGGUCAGGUCGGCUCUUGGAGCCAUACCGAGGCGUCAUCGACUGUACGCGAAGGAUAUACAGAACUGAGGGUUUUCUGUCCCUCUGGAGGGGAAACGUGAUCGCGUGUGUGAAGUACCUCCCAGAGCAGGCUAUUCAUUUCGCCUUGAAGGAUGCUGUGGCAAAAGUCAUGAACGUGUCCAAAAAUGAUAGCCCCGGAGUAAGAUUCAGCAAAAAUCUGACAGCAGGGGCCCUCGGAGGGUUCUCAUCUCAUGCUCUGCUGUAUUCCUUCGACUACUGCAGAACCAGAUUAGCGGCUGAUAUUCUGCAUGCGGGUACAGAUGGAAAGAAGCAGCGCCAGUUCAAGGGUAUCUUUGAUGUUUAUAGGAAGACACUGCGUUCCGAUGGAAUUGUGGGAUUGCAUCGCGGAUUCAUGGUUUCCUGUAUGGGAGUCGUUGUUUACCGGGGAGCGUACUUCGGUCUGUAUGAUACACUGAGACCAAUGUUUCUGAACUACGAAGGAGCGACACUGAUAUUAACUGGCUUCUUAUUGGGAUAUGUUACGACGAUUGUGGCAGGGAUUAUAUCCUAUCCGUUGGAUACUAUCCGCCGGCGGAUGAUGAUGAGGAGCUGUGAACAGGUCAAGUACAAAGGCUGGGUAGACUGUGUUAGAUAUGCUUACAGAAAUGAAGGACUCCUGAGUUUGUAUGGAGGAGUAUCUAUUAAUAUUAUGAAAAGUUUUGCCAGUCUACCAAUUUUGAUAUUUUACGACGGAUUUAAGACACUAUUCACAAGAUAUCGUCUUGAAAAUGACUGAUAUGUAUAUUCGUUUCAAAUCUCCAAGAAUUCUUGGACUUGCACUUGUAUCUUAUUUGAAUUGUAAGGACGGAAGUAGUAAAAUGCAUAUCCAUAGAGAGUUUUCAGAUAACACUUUUUAUAUGUUAAGGUUGAAGGGAAAAUAAAUUGUCAAU
This is a messenger RNA of Magallana angulata, 1204 nucleotides long. RefSeq lists its product as uncharacterized. Gene Ontology annotation, biological process: mitochondrial ADP transmembrane transport; mitochondrial ATP transmembrane transport. Gene Ontology annotation, cellular component: mitochondrial inner membrane. The transcript has 2 exons. NCBI's taxonomy places the organism in Eukaryota, Metazoa, Mollusca, Bivalvia, Ostreida, Ostreidae. Gene Ontology annotation, molecular function: ATP:ADP antiporter activity. The record is from RefSeq and is a predicted model, not a curated record. The coding region runs from base 55 to 1050 and encodes 331 amino acids.